ACCUUUAUGUAUACCUAGCCAAAUAGCUCCUACGCAUUCAGCUCCUUCUACACGUUAUUUCUUCCAUCUUCAUCUUCAACAACCACACCGGCUUCCUCCAUGUCUUUGAACAUGGUGCCCAGUUCUUAUGGUUCUACUGACUUGGAAGGCGCCAAGGGAAAUGGAUUUUUGGGAUUGAUGCAAGAGAUGGAAGCUCCUGCAGCCAGUUUAAAUGUCGACAACAUCUCUCAAAACAGAGCCUUUGUUGGGUCUGUAAGUGAAGGGAGAGUGGAGAAGAAAAGGGGAGAAAAGAAGAUAAGAAAGCCUAAGUAUGCUUUUCAAACAAGGAGCCAGGUUGAUAUACUUGAUGAUGGCUAUAGAUGGAGAAAGUAUGGUCAAAAGGCAGUGAAGAACAACAAAUUUCCCAGAAGCUACUAUCGGUGCACACAUCAAGGGUGUAAUGUGAAAAAGCAAGUUCAAAGAUUAACUAAAGAUGAAGGAAUCGUGGUGACAACCUAUGAAGGAACGCAUUCUCAUCAGAUUGAAAAGUCUACAGAUAACUUUGAGCAUAUCUUGAGGCAGAUGCAAAUCUACUCCUGAUAUCCUUGUAACUAAGUCCCUACAUUAAGUUAGAUUGAAGAAAUUAUAGCAGUUUAAUCGCUUAGACUUGUAAAUUAUGUUAGUAUUGGUUAUUAUCUCUAGAUAUAAAAG
Populus euphratica (Euphrates poplar) is the source of this 690-nucleotide messenger RNA. Its product is annotated as probable WRKY transcription factor 75. NCBI's taxonomy places the organism in Eukaryota, Viridiplantae, Streptophyta, Magnoliopsida, Malpighiales, Salicaceae. The record is from RefSeq and is a predicted model, not a curated record. Gene Ontology annotation, biological process: regulation of DNA-templated transcription. The transcript is spliced from 2 exons. Gene Ontology annotation, molecular function: sequence-specific DNA binding; DNA-binding transcription factor activity. The coding region runs from base 100 to 579 and encodes 159 amino acids.